AUGGCUGAGAAGAUGCUGCUUGUCAACGUGAAGAAGCCACAUGAGGAGGGGGGUUUUUUUGAAACGUCAAGAAUCCUCUACUCCGAAGUAACGGUGCCGAGGAAGCUGGAGCCAAGGGACAGGGCGCUUGCACAGGAGGACGUGUCAUAUUUAAUAACAGCAGAAGGAAAUCACCAUAUCGUCCAUCUAGCACAAGCAAAAAAUUUGAUAGCCAAGGAUCUCCCCGUUUUUACUUACAGUCAAGAGGGAGAUCUGAUAACUGAAUACCCGUACGUUCAGGAGGACUGCUACUACGAGGGGUUUGUGGAAGGCUCCCCAGGAUCCCUUGUGUCCCUCAGCACAUGCUUCGGCAUCAGUGGAGUUUUGCAAAUUGGAGAUUUGAGGUAUGAAAUCGAACCUGUUGAAAACUCUUCUACGUUUCAACAUCUUAUUUAUCGGAAGGCACUGGAAAGCGACGUACCUCAUCUGUGCCAAGUGCCUGAAAAAGAUGAAGAUCUGCCUGAAGAUGGAGACCUUUCAAAUGAGAGUCGUAAAAUAUUUGUUAUUGAAGAAGUUUCCAAUCUUCACGAAUUGCAGGUGUCCAAGAGAUAUUUAGAAUUAGUUCUCAUAACAAACAAAGAGCUGUUUAAAGUUAAUCACUACAAUGAAACUCUGAUGUUGCACCUCCUCAUUUCCAUAAACAACCUCCUGAACACGGUGUACCGGCCCAUGAAGCUGCAGAUCGUGGUGAGCGCGGUGGAGAUGUGGAACGACAUGGACCACGUGACGAUCGCCCAUGAUCUGGCCCAUACGCUGCAAUUUUUUUCCAUGUGGUGCCAGAGGGACGUCAUAGGCCGCAUUAAUUACGACCAUAUCGAGCUACUUCUCGGUCAGCACUACAAAGACCUGGGAUUUGCCUGGAAAGGGACUAUGUGCCAGCUGAACUCAAUGGGCGUUGUCUCGUUCCCUGGGCAUGACACUAUCAGUAACGUGAUGACACUUGCUCAUGAGAUGGGCCACAGUUUAGGUUUCAAUCAUGACGAUAGCAAACGAUUUCACGACAGAGACUGUAACUGCAACUGCACUCAUAAAGGAUGUAUCAUGCGAACAUCACCGGGAUCGUGCUUUGCAUUCAGUAACUGCACUUUGGAAGAAUAUUACGAUGAAGUAGUAAGAAAAAAUCUACCUUGUCUACUCAACAUACCGUCUCUGAAACCAUUUCUCUCCGAUCACUGUGGCAAUGGUGUCUUGGAAAAAGAGGAAGAAUGUGAUUGUGGCAGUGAUGAGGCAUGCCUCCGAGAAGGUUGCUGCCUCUCCUCCACCUGCUUACUUGCACACGGGGCUUCUUGUUAUAGAGGAGAAUGUUGUCACAAAUGUCAGUUUCAGCCAGCAGGAAAACUAUGCAGAGAAGUCAGGAACAUAUGUGAUCUUCCAGAGUACUGUAAUGGAACUUCGGACGCCUGCCCCAUAGACGUAUUUAAGCAAGAUGGAACCCCAUGUAGUGACCACGACCGCUGCUAUGAAGGGGACUGCCACAACCACGAGACACAAUGCAAAGCUUUAUUUGGCAAAGCCGCCCAACGUGCUCCGCUGAGCUGCUUCAGGGAAGUGAACGUUCGAGGCGACCGAUGCGGCAACUGUGGCUGGAACGGGACGUAUUACACUAAAUGUCGAGAAGAGAACAUCCUGUGUGGAAGAGUGCAGUGUGUUAACAUUAAAAGAAUACCAGUCAGGAAAGACGGCGAGACCGUGGUUCAGACUUCUGUGAACAACCAUUUAUGUUGGGGACUGGAAUUUCAUCUGCCUUCAGACACACCUGAUGAUGGAUCGGUGAAAGACGGCACAACGUGUGGUAGAAACAAGAUAUGUUUAAAUAGGACAUGUGUCAGCACAAUGUAUCUCAACUAUGAUUGUACGAAGACAAAAUGCAGUGGCAGAGGGGUGUGCAACAACAAGCGAAAUUGUCACUGUAAUUUUGGGUGGGCCCCUCCAGACUGCAAACUGGAAGGAUUUGGAGGCAGUACUGACAGUGGGCCACCUCCUUCUCUUGACUUGGAAGGAGUUGCAAGGAAUAUGGGAAAAACUUUUGGCGCGCUUCUUUCAUUCCUUUUGAUCUCGGGCAUUUUGCUGUACAAGAGGGCUGACAUUGCUCAGCUGUUUCAAAGUUGUCAGUUUUCCCCUGACAUUGACAGCACGCUGAAAGGGGACUCUGAAGCCUACGUGAUGGUCUCACCUACAGGAGACCUGUCAGCAAAAUAG
Messenger RNA from Struthio camelus australis, 2238 nucleotides. Lineage: Eukaryota; Metazoa; Chordata; Aves; Struthioniformes; Struthionidae. The record is from RefSeq and is a predicted model, not a curated record.